This is a messenger RNA of Zootermopsis nevadensis, 2309 nucleotides long. RefSeq lists its product as uncharacterized. Gene Ontology annotation, molecular function: mRNA binding; RNA 7-methylguanosine cap binding. The record is from RefSeq and is a predicted model, not a curated record. NCBI's taxonomy places the organism in Eukaryota, Metazoa, Arthropoda, Insecta, Blattodea, Termopsidae. Gene Ontology annotation, cellular component: nucleus.
AUUUGUCUCCAAAGUCGAAUGUUUUGUCUUAAAUCGUAAUUACAUAAAAUGUAAUUGUUCAAAUUGACGUUGGGUACACUGAUUAUACGAGUCUUUCCGAGGAAUACCGAAUACGUAUCUAGAGCGACUAGUAGUCUAAAAUGGCGAUUCCAGAAUCAAGCAGUGAGUUGCCCAAUUUAAAAAUCGAAAUAGAGAAUGAUUUGGAUGAAGCAAUGGAAAUUGACGAUAAUGAUAACAUCACAGACGACAAGACAUCUAAAGAAGACGGCCCGGAGGAAGGCGAAUUAAGUGACUCUAAAGAUACCGAUACAGACGUAAAAACGUCUGUGUUUGGGCUUGCAGUGUCAACAUCCAAUGAACCAAACUGGGACCGAGAGAAACGCUAUGAAAAUAGAGGAGGUGCGUUUGUGACUGGUGUUGAUAUCUUUGCAAAGGAGGAACAAAUCAAACUUGAUGAACGGGCAAAGAGAUUUGGUUUGGACCCUUCAGAUGCAAAAGCGGUAACUGAAGAGCAAGUAACUGAGUUGUAUAAAAGUUUGGGCAUGAAGGAUGAAGAUGGUACUGAAAAGCAUUUCCGACUGAACACAUUGCAUGUGAGAGGUACAGAAAACAUGAGCACCCAGGACAUUUUUAAUUACUUCAAAGAUUAUGGGCCUGCUUCCAUCGAAUGGAUUAAUGAUUACUCAUGUAAUGUGGUCUGGCUUGAUAAUUUGUCUGCAGCCAGGGCAAUCAUUGGACUUUCUAAACAUGUUAAAGGCUUGGAAGAAUUUCAUUCCACGGCUGAUCCAUUUCUUAAGAAAGGGGAAAAGGAAAGUGAUAAAGAAAAUGAAAAGGAGGAAGUCGUCGUCGUACAAGAAAUUGAGAAGCCAGAUGGAGAUGAUAUUAUCAUGGUCAUGGAAACAAGCAGACAUGUAUAUACAGAUGAACAGAAUGUAAAGGAGGUCAUGGAAGAAUCUCAGUUGAAUGUGGACAGUGAUGUAGUUCAUGCAUCUGAUAUUCCAAUUCCAAUCCCACCUGGAAAGUGGAGGAGGGGUAUAGCCCACCCAAAAGCCAAAUGCAUUCUGUUACGUUUUUCAACCCGGACAGAUAAGAAACGGCCACAAGCAGAGAAAAUGAGUGAAUAUUAUAAAAAGUAUGGCAACCCUAAUUAUGGAGGAAUCAAAGGUUUAAUAACACCAUCUUCUAGAAAACGGCGAUAUCACCAGCAUGAACAUAAUUCUAAAGUUUUUGAAGAUGAUAAAGGAGAUGAAAGAGACUUCAGUGAAGUUCUGAGUGAUGGAAAGAAUCCCUGGGGUAACUUGGCAAAAUCAUGGAGCAAGCUAGACAAAAAUCACAGUAGAAGAAAACCAGAAUCAUAUGAGCUGAAAAAGUCACCGCCACCGCCACCGCCACCAAGAUCACUUGUUACUUCACAACCAAGUAUUGAUGAACAGCAAGGCAGGUCCAUUCUUCAUCGUAUUGGAACAGUAGCAACAGCACCAGUACUUCAGUCUGAUUCAGAUGCUUCCAAGUCGCAUGAAAGUGAUGAGGAAUCAGAAUGGACAAAACGAAGCAAGAUUCCUCGUAUGAGAAUGUAUGCUGAUGAGGAAGAGGUUCGCAUAGAACGCCGCAAAGCUAAAGUACAGGCUCAGUCAAGAAUAAAGAAGAAUAGAGAUUUGAGAGACCAUCAUGAGAAGGAUACAAGGUCUGAAGAUCUGGAGAGGAGACGAAAGCUAAGAAGCAGUAGUGUUCAUCAAGAGAGCUCCAGAUCAGAUGCUCGAAACAGAGACAGUAAUCAGUGGAAAAGUAAAACUUUUGAAGGUUUUGAAAAGGAUACUAUAUCCAGGAGUCAUGAUGACCUAAGGAGUAGGUUAGAUAGAGAUGGAAAGAGUAAAACUAGGGGAGGUGCGAGUGUUGGUACUUCAACAGUAUGGGAUAGAUUGAACCGACACCAAGCAGGUGAUACAGUUAACUGGAAACGAGAAAAGAGUGGUAGUGAUUCUGAUGAAAAUUAUCUCCAAGAUGAAGAUCUUGCUUAUGCUGAUCUUCGAGACUGUCUGUUACAGGGAAAGAAAAACAGUUCAAGAUUUGAAGGAGGAGACCUUAGAUCAAAGCUCAACUUAAAGAAGAAUAUGAAGCAGCAUAUUCCAAUACAGAAAUCACCAUUACGUAUUGAAAUUGAUAAUGACGAAUAUUAUAGACUUAUUGGUAGUGAUCAGGAAUGACAUGUUUCUUUUUUAAUGCUGUGUUCGUGCGAACAUUUGUCACAUGUAAGCAAGCCACACUUAAAUUUAAAGGAAAAGGAAAUAAAAUCUCAUUUGUAAGCCUCA